AUGGAAACUCUCUACCCCCCUCUCGAGCAGGCUCUGCCCUCGCACCAUGACCUCUUCUAUGAUGGCGCGUGGCAGGCGCCCCUCGCAGAAAGAUACCGUGAGACCCUCAAUCCGAGCACGGGCCAGCCUAUUGUUCAGGUUGCCGAAGCUGGCUUGCCCGAUGUCGAGAUGGCCGUAGAAGCGGCGCACCAGGCAUUUCUUUCGUGGCGCAAAACCACCAUUGCCGAGCGCCAGAGCUACCUGCGCCGUGCUGGGGCCAUCCUGCGUGAGCACGCAGCCGAGCUGGCCCUGGUCGACGCAAUGAACACGGGAAAUCCCGUGGCCGCGAUGCUCAUUGACGCCCAGCGGGCCGCGAAUAGUCUUGAUUACUUUGCCGGCCUGAUACCAAUGCUACGGGGAGAGGUCUUGCCGGGCCCUUUCCCCACCGAUGACUAUUUACAUUAUACCGUGCGCGAGCCGAUCGGUGUCGUAGCGCGCUUCGUUGCCUCGAACCAUCCUUUCAUGUUCGCUGGCUCGCGCAUGGCCUCCGCUAUUGCGGCCGGAAACACUGUCAUCAUCAAACCACCUGAACAGGCACCGCUAUCUUGUCUCCGUCUCGCAGAACUCUUGCAGGAUGUCUUUCCCCCAGGUGUUCUGAACAUUCUGCCUGGUGGACCGGAGUGUGGGCAAGCCCUCACCUCGCACCAACUUGUUAAAAAGGUUACUCUGAUUGGCAGCGUCGCCACGGGUAAAGCGAUCCAACGAAGUGCGGCGAACUCCAUGAAGCAGACUCACAUGGAAUUGGGCGGGAAGAACGCCUUGAUCGCCUUUCCCGAUGCAGACAUCGACCAUCUGGUUCAAUCGGUCGUGGCGGGCAUGAACUUCACCUGGGCCGGACAGAGCUGCGGAUCAACAUCGCGGGUCUUCCUUCACGACUCCAUCCAUGACCAGGUCCUCGCUAAAGUUGUAGAGUGUAUCCAACAAGAGUACCGUGCCGGCGACGCGACCGACCCAGCAACCACCAUGGGAUCACUAGUGAGCCAGGUGGCACAAGACCGGGUGCUCGGCUAUAUCGCCUCAGCCAAGGCGGAAGGUGCCCGGUUGGUGAUAGGUGGUGGCAGGCCACAUGAAUUAGUCGAUACUACGCUUGCGGGCGGGUUCUUUGUGGAGCCGACGGUCUUUGCAGAUGUGACGCCAGAUAUGACGAUCGCACGUGAAGAGAUCUUUGGUCCGGUCAUGUCUGUUCUCCGGUGGCGUGAGGAAGACGAGAUGAUUCGGAUUGUGAACUCUACCAAUUAUGGUCUGACGGGCUCGAUCUUCACUAAGGAUCUGGCGACGGCGCAACGUAUGAUUAAUCAAGUGGAAGCCGGUUUUGUUUGGGUGAAUGAUGUUUGUAAACACUUCCUUAAUGUUCCGUUUGGGGGCAUUAAGGAAUCAGGGAUCGGGCGGGAUGAGUGCCUGGAUGAGCUUCUGGCGUUUGUUACUACUAAGAGCGUCAACAUCAAGUUGCGAUGA
Aspergillus tanneri is the source of this 1494-nucleotide messenger RNA. RefSeq lists its product as uncharacterized. The record is from RefSeq and is a predicted model, not a curated record. The transcript has a single exon. Bases 1 to 1494 code for a protein of 497 amino acids. Gene Ontology annotation, molecular function: aldehyde dehydrogenase (NAD+) activity. NCBI's taxonomy places the organism in Eukaryota, Fungi, Ascomycota, Eurotiomycetes, Eurotiales, Aspergillaceae.